This is a messenger RNA of Cataglyphis hispanica, 4662 nucleotides long. RefSeq lists its product as uncharacterized. Bases 1815 to 4040 code for a protein of 741 amino acids. The record is from RefSeq and is a predicted model, not a curated record. The transcript has 6 exons. Lineage: Eukaryota; Metazoa; Arthropoda; Insecta; Hymenoptera; Formicidae.
AAGGAUAAAUUAUCUUUUAACGCUUCUCUAGUAACAUGUCCGUUAAAACGUCUCAAGUUUACUACUUUCUUCCUUAUAAUGUACUUCGAGUGCUAUCUCGUACUCGUUUGUUCCGCAAACACAUUUAUUCAAAAAAGUGUCAUUAUCGCAUCCUGUGUAUGCAUACUACCGCGCGAAUUUUUUCUUAUGCACGCUGGAAGAAAUUACAUUGGCUAGUUGGAUAUGAACAAGUCUCGUUGUUCGCAAUAAAUUAUUCAUUUUAUGGACGAAGCUAAAUAUCUUGAAAAUAUAGCAUCAGUUAGAAUACUUUGAAUUUGAUAUUUUGAAUUCAAACAAUCAAUUUUUUCUCUCUUGUCAUAAACCGAACGAUAAAAUCAUUAUUUUCAUUAGGUCAACGACACUCAUUCUUAUCGUGAUCUUCUGGAUUAUAGAACAGGAAAUGCGCUAUCAUUUCCUUUAUUUGCGCUACUCAUCGAUAACAUAGUUACUCAGGUAUAAAUACACUUUUAUAAAAUUUUAAUUUAUCUUUAUUCUCUAGAAAAAAUAAUUUUUAUUAUUACUUAUAGUUAAUUGCAUUAAUAAUUAGAUCUUUUUCGAGAUAGUCGGUCCAUUUUUUUUGUCCUACUAUUUAGUACUGUUAUUUACUGGUACCUACCUACCCCUCCCCUUUCCGAGGCAAUCAUCGUGAGUCACUUUAAUAGGUCAGACAAUUAUAAAAUCUUUCACGCUCGUGUCCACGUAUGUUCGCGAUUUAUAAAAUCUCUUCCGGUCGUGAAGAUUUCCAUUCAAGGGAGAAUACCGCUACCAGUCUACUUAAACAUAAUCGUUCCCGAAAGGGAUAACAUCAAAGGGUGGCGUCAAAAUACGAAUUAGUCCGCAUAAGAAAGAGAGAGAUCUCUAAUACUUGAAUCUUUAAUUAUAUUGUAGAUCUUUUAUUAUCAGAUAAUAUUUAUUAAAUGAUGUAGAUGUACAGUGUCGUUUAUAACUUUCACUUUCGCAAAAAAAAUAGCGUUGCUUUUAUAACGAACACAUGUACAUUUUGCGGAGAAAUUUCAUUUAUAAUAUGAUGAUUACAAGCAAACCAAAGUAGGUAGGUAAAGCCGAUGCGGACUUUCUAAACGCCCUGUAUACAAGCGAUUUCCCGAUGGUAGGGGUACCACCGGUCUCACUCUUUCUCUCUCUUUUUCUCAUUCGCUCUCUUUUUCUUUCUCUCUUGCUAAGCCCAUCCGUGUGUGCCCGAGAGACGUACAAUGGCCGCCGUGAGCCAACGUGCUGCGCGUCUCGAGUAUUAAUCGUCCUCAAUUUUCCCGUCUUAAUUUGCCGGCUGAGAGACGCCCACAAAAAAAAAAAAAAUGCACGCUCCGCCGCGGUGGUACCAUUCGGCGCGAGUCCGUUCGACAGCGUGCUCCGAUGAACGUCCGCGUCGUCCUGACGUAUCGUCAUUGCGUACGCUCUUUGACGAAAACACAGUGGCCGUCGACACGCGACCGAUUGCAUACGGACGCAUUACAUCGUUGGAACGCGGUUGCUAAAUCUUCGCCAAGACUUCGAUGACAAUUGAGGCGAACGUUGCGAACGUCAAUAUUGUGCUUCUGUUAAUAUUCAUAGUGCGCAUCCUGAAAUAGAAGUGUCAUUCGUUAGAUCAGUGCAUUCAUGUCCCCUGGUGUUAUUAUGUAUCUUGUAUAUAUCGCUCGCUUAAAGAAGACAACAAAUUAGAAAAUAUAUACCAGUGCUAUGGCGUAUAUUCCGUACUCGAUGUUUAAGAAUCGGCUAUUCUGAUGUAUUUAUGAUUCGACUGUCUCAAAGAAGAGGCAAUGGCAACGAAAGUAGAGGAGACUCCCUCGCCUCCAACGGGGUCUCCUUGGUACGGCAAGCUUUUCGAGUGUUGGUGGAAUCGGAGUCGAGUUAGUCCCGGAAGAAUCGAGCUGCCCGAUUGCGACUUCUUCAUCGUGGCACCGCGACGUACCUUGCGUAUUCUCAAGCCGUCCCUGAAGAGCGGCUGGUAUUACGAGAGCACGGCGAUCGACCGGCCGGAAUCAGUCAACGAUAAUUUCUUCGCCCGAUGGACCAAGAGGCCGCAUCCGUCCGGUAACUGCAGAUGCUCCUUCCGCCAGUCCACCGGCGCGUUGAGCACGACCGAGGAGCGAAUUAUAUCCGCGGAACUGAAUCGUAUCCGAACGAGCCUCUGCGAGGGCGAGAAAAACGCGCGCGACAUUGAGGAACUGGAGCAAAAAGUUUCGGUGAAUCUACAAAAAUUGCGGGAUAACGCGGUCGCUGAUCGCAUAAAUGAGGCGAACGAGACGGCGGUGCCUCCGACACUAACGGAUCGCCAGACGUUCGAACAAAAUGCAAAACAACAAAUUGUUAAAGAUUUAGAAAGGUAUAUCAAUACGCUUCUAGAAGAAGUACUCGAUGACACUGUUAAACAUGUAACUGGCAAAGAAAAAAAUGGUGCUCAACACUCUUGGCAACAAACAAAAAAUAAUUUGAAAUCUGAGUCUGAUAAGCCCAAAGAUAAAAUUUCGAGAAAGAGAGACAAAGAUGAGUCUUUUUUUAUCGAUAUUAAUUCCCGCCUUCCAAUAGACAAGACGCAAGAGCAAUGGAGCGUAAAAAAUGAAUGUAAGAAGCAAUUUGCUAGAGUUUCGGCAGGCGAGGGUUAUGUGAAUCCCGCUUUUGUCGGUUCGACAGACGAAUUAGUUUCUUUAGACUUUGAUCAUUCCGCAAGAAAACGCGCUGACUUGUAUUUUGGAAUACAAGGAAAUACCGAGAGCAUCGCUCCAGAAAAAUUAGACUGCGUGGAUUCCGGAAUAAACAGCGUGGAAACGAUCGAAUUUCAAUUACUUGAUCAAGAGCCCAGUUUUGAGCAGUCUCUUUUACAAAUCAUCGAUGAAAAAUUAGGAAGAAGUUCUCUGACGAAUAAUUCGGAGGAGGAUAACCCUGAGAAAAAUUUGCGAAAAGCGAUUUCUGAGAUCAAUUCUCAAGAGACUAUACAAACUUCGUCCAGCCUUGAAAUAUUACCAACUAGUAAUUCCGAUAAAGUGGAGCAUCAGGAGGAUGCCAUUAACACAGAAACUAAUUUCGAGAAACUACGCUUGGAAUUUCAAAGUAACGGCACGCCUCUGAACCACGGAACUCGAUCGAAAUUCGAUACGAAAUUAAUGGAGACCGCUCCUAUCGAACUCAAGGAUUAUAAGAAAGAAUGGACGGAGUUCGAUGGUAUUUCUUCACAAGAAAGUAUUCGUCGAAGUCUUCGCGAUUCAAUAACGUUUCGAAGGAACAGAAAACCAACUAUAGUCUUUCUACAUGGCUUUGGUUCCUCGGCAGAGAUCUUUGAACAUCAACUUCAAUAUUUCUCUUCUCUUGGUUAUCCUUGCAUCGCUCCCGAUAUGCUUGGACACGGUAUGAGUUCAGCGCCUGGACGAUCUAGAGAUUAUCAUUUUAGCAAAUUACUCAAGGAUUUAGACGCUGUUUUACAUCAUUACGCUUUCAAAUCCGGCGAAAAGUGUGUUUUGGUGGCACAUAAUUAUGGAUGUAGCUUUGCUACGGCAUUAGCUUGUAAAUAUGAUAGCAAUAUUCACCAGCUAGUGCUAAUAUCGGGAGGAGGUCCGACUCCUCUGGCCCCGCCGAGUACGGAAUGCGCGGGGCACUGCUGUCUCAGGGCAAUUCUCGCACCUUUUUUAAUGUGCGGUCUUCAUCGAGAUAUUUUAUAUUCCGCGCGAGGCCGUCAGCAUCCUUAUUGCGGUCACGAAUCGACGGAACAGUGGCCUUCCCACAUGAAAUACGUAUUGGACGGCAUGAUCUGGCCUCAAGGUGACUAUGCUUUUCACAGAAAGAUAUGCACACCGACGCUUCUAGUGCACGGACUAAGGGACAAUAAAGUUUCGCUGGUACAGGAGUGUCAAAUGGAAAGGACAAUGAUGAAAGCUUUCCUUGAAGCUAUUCCAAUGGCUGGUCAUAGCCCAAUGACUGAGUGCCCUCAGCAAUUAAAUCAUAUGAUACAUUGUUUUAUAGAUUUGUGGAAAAACAAAAAAUGGCAGUGAUAUUAUAUGAUAAUUUCAAUUUAGAAAUAAUCACCUAAAAAUCUAUAUGAUAUUGAAAUUGUGUCGACUGAGUCGAUUAACAGAUUUUAUCAAAUAUUUAAAUAUAAUAUAAAAAAGUUUGCGUAUAUUAAGUGGAAGGAAUUCAGCAAUAUUAUGAGAUUCAAGAAGAUUCAAUUCAAUCAGAAAGAUAAAUGAUAUAAUUUGAGUGGCCUCGUAAAUGUGCCAAAAUUUGUGUUAAUAAAAUAAUAUGAAAUGACUUAUUCGCCCCGAUCACUUGAAGUAACUUGGAAAUUUUGUCUUUAUAAUUAUCAAUAUAUAUUUUAUUUCAUUUUAAAUCUGAAUUUUUAAUAUACCUGAGAGAAUUGUUAUUGCUAUAAAUAUCAUAAAUGAAAUGUAUAUGCAAAAUCUUAUUUAAACUAAAUAAUUUUUACUCGAAACUUAUUUCAUUGUCGUGCCAGAUAAAAAGAAGAGUUAUAUUCAAAGUGAUCUAGCAAAUAUCGUGAACAGAGGCUAUGGAAUAGCAUAUACACCAAAGAUCAUUUAUAUAUAUCGUUAUUUCAUAGAUAGUAUUUUUUAAUAUAAGUUAUUCGUUUUUACAAAUAAAAUUGUAUACAGCUGAUUA